Salmo salar (Atlantic salmon) is the source of this 1581-nucleotide messenger RNA. RefSeq names its product SWI/SNF-related matrix-associated actin-dependent regulator of chromatin subfamily A member 4. The record is from RefSeq and is a predicted model, not a curated record. Gene Ontology annotation, molecular function: ATP binding; DNA binding. Gene Ontology annotation, cellular component: nucleus. Gene Ontology annotation, biological process: DNA transposition; regulation of DNA-templated transcription; DNA integration. NCBI's taxonomy places the organism in Eukaryota, Metazoa, Chordata, Actinopteri, Salmoniformes, Salmonidae.
AUCUGAAUAAAAUGUCCAUGUAAACAGAGCUCAAUUGCUAUUAUUAUUGUCAAUGACUACUAUCAACAAUGAUGCCUCAUGACCUUAUUUUACUACAUGUAAUAAUGCUGUUCUAUAAUAAUUUGUACACCCAUCCCCCACGUCGACAUACUUCGAAAGGACCUACUCGCGAAGAGUGAUUUCAAUAGUGGAGCUUGGUGCUGUCACAUUCUCGGACUCACCUGAGAAAUGUCCACCCCGGACCCCCCCAUGGGAGGGACGCCUCGGCCGGGCCCGUCUCCAGGAGCCAUGGGCCCCAGCACUUCCCCAGGCUCUGCUCAUAGCAUGAUGGGACCCAGCCCAGGUCCCCCAGCCUCUGGACACUCCCACACACAACAGGGGCCCUCAGGAUAUCCUCAGGAGAAUAUGCAUCAGAUGCACAAACCUAUGGAAGGAAUGCAUGAGAAGGGCAUGUCUGAUGACCCUCGCUAUGGACCGAUGAAGAGCAUGGGCAUGAGAGCAGGUGGAGGCCACAUUGGAAUGGGACCCCCUCCUAGCCCCAUGGACCAACACUCCCAAGGCUACCUCUCUCCACUGGGGGGUUCUGAGCACACUCCCAGCCCUGUGCCAGCCAACGGCCCUCCCCCUGGCCCCAUGAUGCCCUCUGGCCCAGGUGUUCCCAUGGAGGGCGGUGACCCUCAGUCCAUGGGCCAGCAGAGCCUCGGUGGUGUCCUGAGUGGUGGUUCAGUGCCAGGUGGGGUUGGGCCUGGUGGACCUACCCCCUUCAACCAAAACCAGCUGCACCAGCUCAGGGCCCAGAUCAUGGCCUACAAGAUGCUGGCUCGCAGCCAGCCCCUGCCAGACCACCUGCAGAUGGCUGUGCAGGGCAAGAGGCCCAUGCCAGGGAUGCAGCCAGGGAUGCCCAACAUGCCCCCUUCCUCUGGGCCUGGGGCGGGGCCUGGACAGCCACUAGCAAACUACAACAGACCACUUGGAAUGGUAGGCCCAAACAUGCCUCCUCCAGGACCCUCAGGUGUUCCCCCUGGUAUGCAGGGCCAGCCCACCAAUGGACUCCCUAAACAAUGGCCUGAAGGGCCCAUGGUGAAUGCUGCUGCUCCAUCCAGUGCCCCCCAGAAGCUGAUUCCCCCUCAGCCCACUGGCAGACCCUCCCCUGCUCCUCCCUCCGUGCCCCCUACUGCCUCCCCGGUCAUGCCCCCUCAGACCCAGUCCCCUGGGCAGCCCCCCCAGCCCUUGCCCAUGGUGCUGCACCAGAAACAGAACCACAUCACACCUAUCCAGAAGCCCUGUGGCCUGGACCCAGUGGAGAUCCUCCAGGAGAGAGAGUACAGGCUACAGGCUCGAGUGCUGAGGCGCGUAGCGAGUAAAAAUCAUCUGUCCUCCAUUCCAACACUCACUACCGAGUUUCAAACUGCCUCUGGAAGCAACGUCAGCACAAGAACUGUUCGUCGGGAGCUUCAUGAAAUGGGUUUCCAUGGCCGAGCAGCCGCACACAAGCCUAAGAUUACCAUGCGCAAUGCCAAGCGUCGGCUGGAGUGGUGUAAAGCUCGCCGCCAUUGGACUCUGGAGCAGUGGAAACGUGUU